AGAACGGACUCCGUCGAAAGACUCUAGAGUUUGUCCUGUGGACAGAAUAACUACUAAAAACGACAUUCUUAUAAAGGAGCAUUUUAUGAGUUACAAGGAUAAAAAGAGGCCUUACGGAUUUUUAUCUGCUGGGUUUUAUCACACUGGACACUAUUUGAAUGAAGCUGAAGCUCAUACCGGUGAAAGCAGCGGUAAAUCUUUUGCUGUGCAUGGAGUAAAAAGAUAACAGGACAGAAAGAACAUGUAUAUUUUUUUCAGUGUGAGACGAAUGCGAGCAUUUACUUGGGAAAUGUUUUGUUUCGGGAUGACACACCGUGUGCGGCGCACAUCAGCGCCGUUACGCGCGUAGAUCACCUGUUGAAGUUGCCCCGGUGAGCUGUUUCACGUUUCGCUUUCAAACGGCAGGGUCGUCUUGAACAGCGCCUUAACAAAUGAUCGAUCCGUCCUCCGGUCUGUAUGAUGCACUGAUUCCCCGUUAUGUUGUAGGAUGAGCGCUGAUCUGGAGCGCGUUUCGCUCAACACAUCGGUGAACUCGGCCGGCUCGGGCGGCCGUGCGCUUUCGGCAAACGUCCGGAGGCUCCACAACACUCUCAACCUGCUGCUCAGCGACCUGGAGAGAGAGCAGUUCAUCCACUGUCUCAAUGUGUACCACGCCAAGCGCAACGUCUUCGACCUGGUCCAAACUCUUAAAGUAAUUCUUAACACGCCCGGCAAACGACAGCUGCUGCCCAUGCUGCGCCUGGUCAUCCCGAGGUCCGACCAGCUGCUGUUUGACCAGUACACCUCCGAGGGACUCUACCUGAAGACGGAGCUGCUCCCCAGCAACGGUAGCGCGGAGGGCUUUGGAGAUGAGGGCGACUCGACUCUGCAGAAAUAUGUCAGCUCCAUCCAUGAACAGCCCCUCACCUCAGGCUGUCCGGACGGUUACAGCGCCGCCGCGGAGUUGUCGGCUUCCAUGACCCAGCCGUUUUUCGAGGGUCACUUCGGGGAAGUGCGCAAAGUCACCCUGACGCGCUCCAGGAGCCACGAGGGUCUGGGCUUCAGCAUCCGCGGGGGGUCGGAGCACGGCGUGGGGAUCUAUGUGUCCCUAGUGGAGCCUGGCUCAUCGGCCGAGAGAGAAGGACUGAGGGUGGGAGACCAGAUAGUGACCGUGAACGACAUGAUGUUUGACAAUGUCACUCACAUAGACGCGGUUAAGGUGCUUAAGGGAUGCAAGAAGCUGUCCAUUUCAGUGUGUUCCAUGGGUCGGAUCCCUGGAGGCUACAUCACCAACCAUGUGUACAGUUGGGUGGACCCUCAGGGACGGAGUGUCUCCCCGCCACCUGACAGCCAGGAGGCCAGCCAGUGGCAAGGACAUGGCAUGGAGGAGAGGACGGCAAACCUGAAUAUGGACGACGGUCGCUCUCUGGGCCUAAUGAUCAGAGGUGGUGCUGAGUAUGGACUGGGGAUCUACAUCACUGGAGUGGACCCUGGAUCUGCUGCAGAUGCUGGUGCAUUAAAGGUGGGUGACCAGAUCCUGGAAGUGAACGGUCAGAGUUUUGUCACCAUCUCCCACGACGAGGCAGUUCACAUCCUCAAAACAGGACACCACCUGCUGAUGAAAGUGAGGGAUGUGGGUCGUCUGCCUCAUGCACGCACAGUGGUUGAUGAGACCAAAUGGAUCUGCAGUCAGGCCAUAGCUGAGACCAACGCUACAGCUAACCCAAGUUCUGUUAUCAACCCCACUGUCAAUGCUGGCGUCCACGUUAGUGUCAGUGCCAGUACCUGCAGUACAAGACCAUCUUCAGGCAGAGCCACACCUGUAUUAGGAAAGCCAGCAGCAUACAGAGGUGUGGGCCCACCAGGUGCUCAGGUGUCCCUGGAGCAGCAGGCCUACAUGCUGCUAACGGAGCCAGAGAGGCAGACCAUGGCCUAUUACCUGCAGGAGUACCAGGAGGGACACAUAGGAGUGGAGCCGCUGGCCAUGGCUCUGUUUGAGCUCUUCAACACACAUGCAAAGCUGUCCAUGUUGUCUGAGGUGAGGAGUAUGGUGGCUCCCCAGGACCUGGAGUUAUACGACAGGCUCGUGUUGCACCGUGAGAGGGAGGCCAACCAGGCCUGGCAUGGAGGCCUAGGAGUGAUGCACCCACAGGGCCACUGCAACCACUCGUCCACUGUGAUCCAUGAUGUGGGAAACACAGUCCCUGCUACGACUGACGGCUCUGUUGGUGGCUGGACAGAAAAAGACCAAGAGGAGAACACUAAUACCUUGAAAAACAUUUCACUGGAUGAAAUGCAGGCUUCAGGUGAAUCUCCUAAAUUCUUCAGGGCUGCCCCUCUCCAGGCUCAGAACAGGCCGCCCAGGGAGAAGGAGCUCAGCCGGAAGCCUUCAGCCCGUCGGGUGCAGUCCGGCUCCAGCCUGCUUUUCAGUGGCCCCACCCGGCUGCUCCAGGACUGCCUCCACAAGUCACUCAAAUCCCUCCCCACCAUCCAGCAGCCCUCACCAACUUCUGCCCACCACACAUGCGCUGGUGCCAGCUACCACACUUCCCUCAAUGCACUCCAUCAUACCUGCCAGAGUUCCCCUCAACUCUCUGACUCUGAACACCACAACCAUCUCCACUUCGCUCAUCACUUCCACCCCCAUGCUGCUCACAGCCGGCCCAGUUCAGGACACCACACCUGCCCGGGCUUUCUGCAUCAUCGGGACUCCUCCGGCUCUGCUAAGCAAGAGGCAUCUGUCAAGCUCGCUUGCAGAUCCAGCUCCUAUGAGAAGUCCUCCAUCUUGUCAAAGUCUGCAUCCUCUUCCAAAGCAGCAUCUCCCAUACCAUCGCCUCAUCUAUCACCCCAUCCCUCACCAUGUCCCUCUCCAUGCCCCUCUCUCAUUACACCUGCUGCUCCGCCCUGUAGCCCUGACCAGCCCUGCUCACCUGCCCUCACCCAGAAGGUCAUCAUAACAGACAUGAACCGGCUGUCUGCAGACUCCAGACCACAGCAGAGAGGGGCCACCCUGUCCCAACUGUCUGAUAGUGGCCAGACUCUGAGUGAGGACAGCGGUGUGGAUAUAGCCGAGGCAGGAGGCCUCAGUAAGGACGGCAGCCCUCGACCUAGCAAGAACCAGCAAGGCCAUCUGGAACAGCCAGGGGCCCAUGCGCCUCCUCCAGGGUCCACCAGACAACAGACAAGCUCACCAGUCCCAGUGCCCACUGCUACCUUGGUACGAGUGGUGAAAAACGCCAACACACUUGGCAUCGCUAUAGAGGGGGGUGCCAACACACGGCAACCUUUGCCGCGCAUAGUCACCAUUCAGAAAGGAGGCUCAGCUCAUAACAGCGGUCAGCUGAAGGUGGGUCACGUUAUCCUGGAGGUCAAUGGCAUUCCCCUGAGAGGACGGGAGCACAAGGAUGCUGCCCAGAUUAUAGCCGAGGCCUUCAAGACCAAGGAGAAGGACCACAUUGACUUCCUGGUGGUUGAGCCAGGACUCUAGUAUGAGGACUCUGCACUUUAUGCAGGUUGGCUGAAGAGGACAAUGUUUUCCUGCUUUUAGGAAACUGUAUGAACUUCACAAUGUUGUCCUAUAAUCAUGGCCCUCAUUUUGUUUGCAGGGAGAGGAUUGGUAAAAGAUAUUUGUUGACUGCACUCUACUGAGAUUUGCACAAUUUAAAUUUAGAAAAUGAUAAUAUAAUUAAUAUCUGCCAUAAAAGUCAUACAUGCAUCAAAUGAUAUUUGCAUCGGUUUCAUUAGUCUUCAAACCCUGAAACCCUGAACCAGGAGGACUGGGUUAGUACUGAUAUUGUGGUUGUCACACCCAGUAAUAUCAAAAACAGCCAAUUGUCUCACAGUCAGGAAGUCAGUGUUCAAGUGUCUUGUAUUUUUUUUUCUUGCGACAAUUUUUGGAGAGGCAGUGCUGCUCUGGAGGCAGAUGUAGCUCUUAAAGGAUAAAUUGGUUAAAUUCGAGCAAGGACCUUAUCUUUUUCAUUUUCAUCUCUGUCACCAAGAAUAACAUUGUACUCUCCAAUUAAACACUGUGAUGUUUUAACAUGCAGACAAACCGGACAACAAACUCAACCAGACAUGUUGAAAACAAGUAAACAGUUUAGCCAGAUAAGAUACUGCUUCUUUUGGAGGUAAAACCAAAAGUGAACACACCUGAAUCAAAGUGCAUUCAGUAGAGUGGGGAUCUCCAACAGGUGGCUGUGCUGUGGACGCCAGAGCUGAUCGCAGCCACUCUAGACAUGUGGCACAACUGUGCCCGGUGGAAUUGUCUGCAGCUCCCUGAAGCUCCUUUGACCGAAUAAGUAAGAUGUCUAAAAAACGAGGUAACCACUGUAAUAUUUUCACUGGGCUCAAUUGUGGUUUACUGUUUACUUACCUGUUUUCCAGCCCAUCAGUGACCAUACCUGACACAUCACCCCAAAAAAAAAAAAAGGCAUCCUCUCCAGUGGAUGGUAUGUAUGGAAUUAAUCUGCAGUUGUUCUGGUCCCAAAUGAGACCAAACUGUUUUAAGGAUUGUCGUUUUUGAGCCAUGACGAAGGCCUAAAUGUGGCCUGCAACAGAUUAGUUAAGGCUUGUUGUUUUAGCCAAGGCAUUUCCAGAAAUGCCUUUUUGCUGUGUGAUUUUGUUGAGGUUCUGCAGCCCCUACUGGCUGGUUAAGAGAAUUGAUGUGUCAGCAGUCAGUGACAAUAUACAACAGUCAGUAAAACAGGUUUUUCAACAAUUGUUAAUCAUUUCCACCACAAGUGGUCCUUGAGCAUGCAGUCACAAAAGUGCAUGCAAAAUAUUAGGCUGAUUGGUCUAGUAGUUUGCGUGAUUAGUUGCAGACAGACGAAUACACACAUGCAUGAAAACACACACACACACACACACACACACACACACACACAAUCAGAGAGAGACAUUGCUACUGGCAUCUCAGAUGUGUUCACUUUUGGUUUUGACUCAAAAUAAUGUGGUAGCUAAUCUGCCUGAAGUAAUGGGUUUGUUUACAACCCGUCUGCACACCCUACCACUUACGUUUCUUGUUUUUCUGUUGCACUUCCUUCAGUGUCACCACAUUUUGAGAUGUCAGCAAUCAAUUGGGUGAGAAUGUUGGAACUUUUAAAAACUGAUGGAUAAGCCAAGUUGUAAUAAGCCAGAAUUUUUCAAAACAAAUUUGACAUGAACUCUAAACAAAAACCAAUCAACGUCAAAAAUAAAGAGUAGUGGUUGACGUGUAAAUAAAAAUACCAAUUAGGUGACGGUGGAAGUUCAGCAGGUUUGCUAAGCUAGAUGAUAAAAGAUAAAAGUGUGCCUACUGUAUGCAUUCAUCAAAAGUAUACAAUUUCAUAAUGUUAGCCCCCCUUUGUUACUGCCCUCCCCUCUGGCUCUGAUGAGUUCACAUGGAGGUAAAAUUCUGGCUACUGACUGACCACCAGUUACAUUUUCCAGGCAAGUUAAAACAAACCUUCCUGCAUGUAUUGGCCCCAUAUCUCAACCAGCAUAUCAUGGCAAAAUAAACUGUCAAAAUCACAGUAUGUCCUAGUACUCAGCCUUAACAGAAGAGCUUAUUAAUAGGAUCUACUGAAAUGAAGCCUUGAUUUGUUAUUAACUACGUGCUAAUUAGCCAAUCACUUUCAGAAACUAAACCUCAUCAAAAAGAUACAUAAGCAGCUUAAUCAAGUUACCUAAAUGGUACUUUUUUUUCCAAAGCAUAUAUAUAUAUGAGUCAUUUUCAAGAUGUCCAUUUUUUAACACCUCUUCAGUAUUUUAGCAAGAUUGCCAUGUGUACUUCAAUAGCUAUAAGACAAAUGUAAAUGGAAUAAUAGUUUGUAUAUAAUGUAGAUUUAAAUUGCUCUUAAGAACUUUUUAUAAUAUCAAAUACUAGAAGAGAAUUUAUUAUUCCCCAAUAAUAUAUUACUAAUUUACAUCACUCAUAUUUUAUUUAAUGUCUUUCCCAAAUGGCUGUGGAUGUGUCAUGUUCUGUAUAAAAACCACAUCCACACACUAAGGUGAUGGAGAUUAAUGAAGGUCCUAUAUGAAUAAUAUGAUGAGGACUGAGACUCAGAGAUAAAUUGGUAGACUGUUAAUGCACUGUACAGCAAGCACUGAUCAGGUUUGAGUAUCCUGUCAUAAUUAAAUAUGUGUGCACAACUAUGAGGAACAGAGGCAGAAAGUCAGGCCUUCAUUCAGAUUUGACUCAGAAAGCCAUACUAUCCACUGUCUUAACAGCUCUGGUAAAAAGGAAAAUACAGCUGCUAUGUGCCCAUCAUGAUCAUAUAAAAAUGACACUGACUCAACAGUUUAUUAGGUCUACCUGACUAAAACUAAUGCAGCCUCCUGUAAUAUAACAGCCCUGCAGUAAAUCCUACCUUCAUUUUUUGCCAGUAUUAAUUUCAACCAUUGACCCUUAGCCAGACAGUAGUCACUAUAGCCGUACAACCUUUAUGAAGGGAGGGUUUACGAGCUGUUGGAGCAGACUGCAUUAGUUUCAAUCGUUUUUGAGUCCAUUUAGAAAGAGAUUGUGCCUCGUUCACUAACGCACUACCAACUUGCCAAAACUGCAUUAUGAGAUAAUUACUAAAGUGAUGUUAAAACUAUUCAUUAGACUAUAAGACUAUCUAGUAUCUAUCCAUUCACAGUAGCUCGGCUCUGUAGAAAUGCAACCCAUUCUCACUUCCAGGUCGUCAAAUACUGACGCUUUUUCACACCCCUUGGCAUGUAAUAGCAAUGUACAGGGCACCCUUUAGUGCCUCUAUGUGAUGCUCAGCUGAAAUACAUUGUAACAGGUGGUUAAUGAUGUUCAUGUUAGGCAACAAAACUACUUGGUUAUGUUUUAACAAAGGUCAUGUGAGGGGUUAAAGUAACUAUGUUUGUUACAUAACAUGAUGUGACAUCAGUGCGCAGCAACUGUAUGUAAAUUACGUAAUGUUGAUUAAUUUUAGGUUUAGGCAAGUAGAGCUACUGUGUUAGGGUUAGGAGAAGGAACAUGGUGAUUAAGUCCCUUGAAAUGACUCAAAGUUCACAUGGUUCCUAAAAUCAGUGUCCUGGAGAAAGUCCUGUGGGAAAGUCUUGUGUUUUGUGACACAUCAGUUGCCCCAACCUGCCACCUGUAAGGACCACUCGGGCCCCUUCUUUACUGUCAUCAGAGCAUUGGUCACAGUUUGCAGCCUUCCAAAAUACAUGGGUUUUGCAUGAAUCACAGGUUCAUCAUUACUUGGGAUAUGUACAAAAUUUAGUGCAUAUUUUUUUGUACAAAACCUAUGAAUAGUGCAUGCGAAAAACCUGAAUUGAUGUAGGUGUGUAAGUUAUGUAACUUUCAGUUAAAACGACAUUGACUUGGUUUUACACAAGCCAUGAAUUGUAGUCUUCUUGGUGAAAGUCAUGUUUUGUUUGACCCAUCCACCUCCCCUCCCCCCAGCCCUAUGCUGCCGUCCCUGUCUUAUACAAUGUCAGUUACUUUCAGCUUCAAGCAUUGCUGUGGAUUGGUUUACAUUAAAGUUAACUGAAAGCCCAGUUCAUCUCAUAAACACGCUAAAAGGUGCCUUUGGCAGCUAUAUCAGGCAAGUGGUGUGACAAAGCGUCUGUAUGUAACAACCACAAUUCUGUUAGUAGUAGAAUUAAAAAAAUAUCACUUUUGAUUCUAGUCCUUAAAAAUAUUUGCAUUUUGAAAUAAGAGGUCAUUUCAUUAGAAUCAAGAAAAAUGACACCUGAUUGUUGAAAAUUCCUGACACAUGUUGACUUGUUUUGGAACCAGGUAAAAUAAUCUCAUGUGUUUCACCAAAAAAAAAGAAAAAAAAGAAACCACACACUGAUGAUUUUAUACAUAAAGGUUUUAUUAAAAAUUAGACCUUAUCCUGAGGUAUACGUAUAUUUAUCAUGCAGGGUAACUGACAACUUCUAGCAAAAAGAUGCCAUUGCAUUCACCCAUUCUAAAUACUAAAACUCAGGAUGUCUCGGGCUUUGCUGCUACAAUUUGAAGGGAAAAGGCCAAACCAAUUACUUCUACUUAUUUUGACCUAUAGCAUGACUUUAUUUCAUAAUCAAUUUUCAAUUUUCAAAACAGACACUCAAAUCAAUGCCAUACAGCUGAUUUACCAGAAGCAUGUUGCUGCCGACAGCAGUGUUGUUAACUGCAGUGGUUGUAAACCUCUGCCAUAGAAAAGGGCAGGACAGUCAGUCGAAUAUGUGGCUUUCGUUUGGUCUUUCCAUCAAAAUUAUUUGCUUGUUCCAUACAGCUGAGAAGUAUUUUAGUAGACAUUCUUUUCUUAACCAUGGUCCAAAGUAAUAGAGUAGAGCCAAGUAAUCCAAAUGGAGAUACUAGUACAGAAGUACAUGCUUUCAAAAAUGUAUUUUGGGCAGAUUCUAUUUAUGAUGGUUAUAUUAUAUUUUUGUAAUCUUACGAUAUAAUCCCACUACAGUGAGAUAACAUCGAUUAGUAGGAAAAUAUAGGCGUUUAUUGAUAAGAUGUAUGACUAAUGCAACACUAAAGUGUCUGGAUUCAAGGAUGAAGUGUUGGUGAGAAUAUUGUGCUGUUUAAACGAUGUGUAAAUCAGACUAUGUUUUUUGUUUAGUUUUUGUGAAUGCCAACUGUUCAAAAAUCAUAUAUCUUGUACAGAAAAAUCUGCACAUAGAUUUAUAGAGAUGUAUAUACAGUAAAUGCGGUUAGAGAUUUUUGUUCAACACAAUUAUGUAACCCCUUUGUGGCUGAUGUAACUGCUAACAUCUCUUGUGUGUUUCCCUUUUCAUAUCCUAUCACAGCUGUCUCACCACAAAACUAUCCCCCUGAACAAGUCACUUAUUCUUGUAUUGGUUCUUGCAACUUUCUUUUUUUUUCAAAUUGCAAAAAUGAUAGGCUACUUCCAAAUAUUACACAAACAGAGUUCCUGAAGACACAAUAAAAAAAGUCUGAAAACUAAAGCACACAUGUUAUGUUGCAUAUUUGUUGUAGGGGGAGUUGUUUAGAGCUUUUUUUCCUUGUUUUAAAACACUUUUUCAGGUGUUUAGAUUCACAUGAAUUUAAUGCAGCAACAAGAGAAAAGUGUGGACACCAGGUUUGGCAAGGUACGAAAAGGCUAAAAAAAAAAAGAAAAAAAUAUAGCCUGAAUUUCUUUGAAAUGUCCGCUCACCAGAAAAAAAUGUUGGCAUGUACAUUUCUGCAAACUACAAAUUUGUCACAUUUGUAGAUUUCAUACAUAUUAAAAAGUGAUGUAGUAUAUAAGACGAUUUUAUCAUUAGGAGGUGGAGGGGAUAGUGGAACACCAAGAUGAGAUGGCUAUCAAGCUGCAGACUAUUGUUCAAGAACAACAAACAAAGAAAAAGUUAUUCAGCGUCCCAUCUCUUGUUGUUUUGUUUUGUUUUUUACCAUCACUACAUUCCCAGCAGAGAUUGUGCCACCAAAACAGAUACAGUGGCGAGCAAAAGUUAAGGCACCCAUUGUCAAACUUUUGUCUAUUGUGACUAGUUAAUUAAGUAGCAGAUGAACUGAUCUCCAAAAGGCAUGACAUUAAAGAUGAAACAUGCUUUUCAACAUUUUAAGCAAGAUUAGAGUACUAUUUUUAAUCUCUACAAUUUUAGAGUGAGUACAAGGAAAGGUGCACCAUGCAAAAAUUUGGGCACCUCAAGACAUUUGUGCUCUCAGAUAACUUUUACCAAUGUAUCAGACCUUAAUUAGCUUGUUAGGGCUAUGGCUUGUUCACAAUCAUCAUUAACUUUAAUUUAAUUAAUUGUACAAACAGCACCUUCACAUGUAUUAAAUGGAGAGAUGUCAGGGCAAGGGGACUGCCCUGGACAGGUGCUCUGAGCUGUUGGGGAUUCAGUGCCUUGCUCAGAUGCACCUCGGCACUGCCCAGGAGAUGAACUGGCACCUCUCCAGCCACCAGUCCACACUCCAUAUUUGGUCCUGAUGGGGACCCUCUGGUUCCCAAACCAAUUCCCUAUGGACUGAGCUGCUGUUAGGAAAGGCCAGGUGAUGCAAAUUUCAAAGCUUUAUGAAUACUCUGACCCCUGAAACCUUGUCCCAACAAUCAGCAGCCUUGGGCCCCUCUAAACAGCAGCCUAGCAGGAGGAGGAGCAGGAGAAGGCUAUAAGAAGAUAGCAAAGUGUUUUCAGGUACCUGUUUCCUCAGUUCAUAAUGUUAUGAGGAACUGUGAAGGUCAAGAUGAGGUCUGGAUGAUUAAGAGCUCCUCCUAGGAUCACUAAAAAGGCAAAUCAAACACCCAUGUGACUGCAAAAGAUCUGCAGGAAGAUUUAGCAGAUUCUGAAGUGGUGGUCUACUGUGCAGUGACACCUGCACAAAUGUGACCUUCAUGGAAGAGUCAUCAGAAGGAAACCUUUCCUGUGUCCUCACCACGACAUUCAGCAUCAGAAGUUUGCAAAGGAACAUCUGAACAAGCCUGAUGCUUUUUGGAAACACGUCCUGUGGACGGGUGAAGUUAAAAUAGAACUGUUUCAAUGCAAAGAGCAAAGGUGUGUUUGGAGAAAAGGAGUGCAGAAUUUCAUGCUAAGAACACCUGUCCAACAGUUAAACAUGGGGGUGGAUCGAUCAUGCUUUGGGCUUGUGUUGCAGCCAGUGGCAUGGGGAACAUUUCACAGGUAGAGGGAAGAAUGGAUUCAGUUAAAUUCCAGCAAAUUCUGGAAGCAAACAUCACAGCAUCUGUAAAAAAGCUGAAGAUGAAGAGAGGAUGGCUUCUGCACCAGGACAAUUUAUCAUCAACACACCUCGAAAUCCACAAUGCACUACCUCAAGAGGAGCAAGCUGAAGGUUUGCCAUGGCCCUCACAGUCCCCUGACCUAAACAUCAUUAAAAAUCUAUGGAUAGACCUCAAAAGAGCAGUGCAUGCAAGACAGCCCAAGAAUCUCACAGAGCUAGAAGCCUUUGCAGGAAGAAUGGGGGAAAAUCCCUAAAAUAAGAAUUACAAAAAGUGUUCAAAAGCUGUGCUACUUGCCAAAGGGGGCAUUACUAAGUACUGACCAUGCAGGGUGCCAAAAAUUUUGCCUCAGGCUCUUUUCCUUUUUUGUCAUUUUAAAACUGUAAAAGAUUGAAUUAAAAAGUAAUCUUGAUUAAAAUAUUGAAGAAAUGUGUGAAAAUGUUGAAGCAUGUUUCAUCUUUAAUUUCAUGCCUUUUGGAGAUCAGUUCAUCUUCUACUUACUCGCAGUAAACUAAAUUUUGACCAUGGGCACCCACAAUUUUGCAUGCCACUGUAUUUCCUAAUCAUAAGCAAGUAAUCUUUGUGCCUAAACCUGUCCACACAUUAACCACAGUGUUGGUGAAACGUUAAGUUUUAACACAUUGCUACAUAAUGUGGUGCAAAUGUGACAUGGUUGGGUCUGCAGAAUGCCAACAUAUUUUUUCAGACACUGGGUUUCCAUGAGACAUGGUGUGUUCAAAUAUUCUAACUACAGUUGUUGAUGGGCUGAUGGGUUGAUUAUUUAACAUGUAGCAUUGAAAAUAAUUAUAUUUGACAACAAAUCUUAUGAGCAGACCCAACAAUGAAUGUAUCCAACUAAUAAGUGUGUAUAUUCAAAGCCUGAUAAAUUCCUUUGUGCUGCUGAGCUCCACUGUUCUCCAGAAACUAUUAAAAACACAUCAG
Epinephelus fuscoguttatus (brown-marbled grouper) is the source of this 11546-nucleotide messenger RNA. RefSeq names its product whirlin-like. Gene Ontology annotation, biological process: sensory perception of sound; auditory receptor cell stereocilium organization. Gene Ontology annotation, cellular component: plasma membrane; stereocilia ankle link complex; photoreceptor inner segment. The coding region runs from base 488 to 3466 and encodes 992 amino acids. The transcript has 12 exons. The record is from RefSeq and is a predicted model, not a curated record. Lineage: Eukaryota; Metazoa; Chordata; Actinopteri; Perciformes; Serranidae. Gene Ontology annotation, molecular function: protein binding.